This is a messenger RNA of Paracoccidioides brasiliensis Pb18, 1062 nucleotides long. RefSeq lists its product as uncharacterized. The record is from RefSeq and is a predicted model, not a curated record. The coding region runs from base 1 to 1062 and encodes 353 amino acids. The transcript has 5 exons.
AUGGCACCCCGGAAUCGCCGUUUCGACUACAUCGCCCAUAACCGGCGAAUACGAUGCAAGAUGUGCACCAGGACCCGCUUGCAGUCAGCUUUCUCCAAACGCCAACUCGAUCUGCUUCGCAGAUGUAUCCUCGAAAAGAGUUCCAAUGCCACUACCAAUGAAGGACUCGCCAUCUGCUUUAAUUGUGCGACUAACCAGGUUGUUGAGCUCACCUGCUGCGUCUGUGACAUGACUAUGGCUUUGGAGUUCUUUAGUAAAACCCAGCGUCACGACCCAGAUAGCGCGCGAUGCAAAAACUGUGUCCAGGGGCACUUGGAUAGGGAACCCGUUUCAGAAGAAGAUCUUAGGGAGGCGAUUGAAAAUGCGAGUAGCUAUGCAGCCACUAUCAUAACCCAUAACCAAGGAGGCAAUCGUCAUGCUCUUGCACCAACGCGUGACCCUGCCACCACCGACAAUGCAAUCCAGGAGCAGAAAACCUCCCAUCCUGUCAACCUAACUGCUGCAGACCAAAACACCGAUGACCAUGGCAUCGACGGCAGUGGAAUGUGGAUUGAUGCAAGAUAUAAAGGCAAGCUGGCCAAACAUUCCAAGGAUCGCAGGGUGUCCGAAGGUUCUGAGGAAGAUGAGCUGUCCGAAACUUCUGAAGAACGCGAGUUAACCAAGGAAGGCAAUCCGGCACGCGAGGUGUCCAAAUCUUUAAAGAAACACGAGCUAGUUGAAUCUUCCAACGAACAGGAGCAGAACGGAGAUUUCCACGUUGAACAUGAAUUCGUCGCCUUCUAUCCGCGGGGCAAGCCGCAUAUCCGGACUGCUGAAGCACCAGCUUCCCCUCCGAGUGUGCACAGUGGAUGGGAGAUGUUGGGAGUUCGUGCUUGUAGCCAGAUGGCCAGCAAGGCAGCUGCGGAAAGACAGAAAAGAGGCAAUCCCGGUUUUGCAAAGACUCCUGGCACACGUUACUCGAAAAACGAGGCGCCAACCAUGCACCGGCCUAGGCCAACUGAGAGGACCGUCAAAUCGGAUGAUGAAGAUGAAUCCGACGUUGACCUCCAAAAAUAUAUGUAG